Schistosoma rodhaini is the source of this 2988-nucleotide messenger RNA. The record is from the annotation of a GenBank genome assembly. NCBI's taxonomy places the organism in Eukaryota, Metazoa, Platyhelminthes, Trematoda, Strigeidida, Schistosomatidae.
GGCGCCCUUGAAUUCGUCGAGAUUAUCACGCGUUCGUAACCAUGACCCAAGGUUUUGUUACCAAGGAAGGUCAGUAUGAGGAUAAAGGGAAACCUGCUGCCAUCAGGUCAAGCAACAUAGUUGCUGCAAAAGCUGUCGCCGACGCAAUUCGUACUAGCCUGGGACCCAAAGGAAUGGAUAAGAUGAUACAAGAGGCCAAAGGUGAUGUCACAAUCACUAAUGAUGGAGCCACGAUUUUGAAACAAAUGAAGCUUCUUCACCCUGCAGCCAAAAUGUUGGUAGAAUUAUCAAAAGCUCAAGACAUCGAGGCAGGUGAUGGUACCACUUCCGUAGUCGUUCUAGCAGGAAGUCUUCUCGAUGCUUGCUCGAAACUGCUAGAUAAAGGUAUCCACCCAACCUCCAUCUCAGAUGCUUUCCAAAAGGCUGCACUAAAGGCUUGUGAUAUUUUGGAGGGCAUGUCUGUCCCUGUAGAUCUGGGUAACAACGAAGAACUUAUCAAGGUGGCUACAACCUCACUUAAUUCCAAAGUCGUGUCACAACACUCGGAUUGCUUAGCACCCAUAGCCGUAAAAUCUGUCUUGAGUGUUAUAGACCCAGCCUAUCCUAACUCCGUCUCCCUCGAUGAUAUUCGUGUCGUGAAGAAACUUGGAGGCACAGUCGAAGACACCAAAUUAGUCGACGGUCUUAUACUCAACCAACGUGCUGAGUCUGCUUGUGGCGUUAAAAGAGUAGAGAAAGCGAAAAUAGCUCUUAUUCAGUUUUGUAUUUCUCCUCCAAAAACAGAUAUGGAAAAUAAUGUCGUCAUUACAGAUUAUACGCAGAUGGAUAGAAUUAUGAAAGAAGAAAGACAAUAUAUUCUCAACAUCAUCAAAGCUGUUAAAAAGGCUGGGUGUAAUGUUUUGUUGAUUCAGAAAAGUAUUUUGCGAGAUGCUGUAAAUGAAUUAGCUCUCCAUUACUUUAAUAAAAUGAAGAUUAUGGUUGUCAAGGAUAUCGAGCGAACAGAAGUAGAAUUUAUAUGCAAGACACUGCAUUGCAUACCAAUAGCAAGUCUAGACCAUUUCAAUCCAGAAUAUAUGGGAUCUGCAAGUUUAGUUGAAGAAUCGGAGGCAACCGCCCAUUGUGUUCACAUCACAGGUAUUGAGAACAGGGGAAGGACAAUGUCAAUUUUGGUCCGGGGUUCCAAUAAACUUAUGUUGGACGAAGCUGAACGUUCAUUGCAUGAUGCCCUUUGUGUUAUUCGGUGUUUAGUAAAAAAGAGAGCUAUGAUCUCAGGUGGUGGUGCACCAGAAAUCGAAAUUGCCCAAAAGUUAGCUGCAUUCGCUAACACUACACCUGGUCUUGAUCAGUAUUGUUUCCGUGCUUUUGCUGAUGCAUUUGAAGUUAUUCCGUAUACAUUAGCAGAAAAUGCUGGUUUGAGUCCUAUACAAACUGUCACUGAACUACGAGCUUUACAUGCUAAAGGAGAGAAAAAUGCUGGCAUCAAUGUUCGAACGGGCGCUGUCGUGGAUAUUUUGGCACAAAACGUGAUUCAACCUAUGUUGGUCAGUUACAGCGCUGUUACUUUAGCUACAGAGACUGUACGUAGUAUCCUCAAGAUAGAUGAUGUGAUCAAUGCAAUCAGGAACUAAGCAAGUUUGCAUUGCUCCUAUACUAAAAAUGUGAAACUUGUUAUUGUUUUCAUGAAAUAUAACGUUUUAUCGAAUUCAAUGGUUAUUUUCAUAUCUAGUCCAAAACUUUAAAUAAUUGAGACCUUUAUAUGUGUUACAUGUCUUAACAUAUUCCUAGUGAAGUUUACUAAAUAUGCAGUAUUGUAAUUACACUGAUGUUUAGUUUCAACUAUGAAAGCUCUUUUUCGAUUUCAAUUUGAUAGCCACAGAAUAACUACGCUUAUAAAAAUAUAAUCUCAAAUUCAAUCUACAAAUCAUCUUAAUGUAAAAUGAUCAGCAUUGACCUCUACUUGACAAAAACAGUAUGAUUGCAAUGAAUUAUUUUUUAUCAGUUCACGUUUAUGUAACCAGACUCAUAUUCAAAAGCUUUUUCACAAGUAACAAUUAAUUGCUUGUUACCAAUAGAGCCAGUUAUAAAUCAGUUGAGUGAGACUUGGUAUUAUUUCUGCUUUAUUAUUCGCUUUCAGAUAGACGGUUAAGUAUUCUAUAAGCACUGGAGCGAUUAUGAUCGAUUUCUCUAAUCACAUCUUAAACUUCAAAAAAACACCCACUCAUCUUACUAUCAGUGAUGGUAAGCAACUAAUGUUACAAGUCGAACUAAAUAGGCCCAGAUACACUGAGUAAAUUGAGCAGCUUCCUAACUAACGUAUGAUUCAAUUACCAAUGAUACCCAUAAAACUUAUAAAAUAUCUUAUAGUAGUACCAAACCUAAAGUAUAUUUUGAUUGCUUUUGCAGAUGAUCUAGCCAAAGUUAUCCAAGAGUAUAUUUCAUUGUAGAAAACACAAAAUAUUGAGAUUUAUAUUUUCAGUGGCGUGUACAUAUACUGAAAUGUUUCUAUGGUUUACUUCCUAUCUAUUCACAGAAUUGUGCCACGUAGACAUGAACAUAUCGUAUGCAGUGAAAGUAGCGAAUCCUUCACAUAAUGACUACAUCAUAAAAAUUUAUUGACUGAUAUUUUAGACUAAAUUUUAGCAAUUAUUAGACUACAAAACUUUUAGUCUUACAAAUUUUAAUUCACAAUAAAAAGAAAGAACAAUUUUCAACUGUUAAAUAUACUAAAUUGAAUAGUUGGGACGUCUAGUGUUUUGUGCAAACUUGUCCGGUAUCUCAGUCAGUUACAAUGUAGAACUUCGUACGUACGUACAUCAGUUCGAGUUGCCAUACUACAUUAGCACAGAGAUGAAGUUGUCGAUUCAAAUCCCAUAUUGGUAGAAGUAGUAAGAGUAUAAGUAUUAUGUGAAAGAUAAGGGUUUGAAGAUGUUAUUCAAGGAGUUUAAUCAAGUGAAAUAAAUUUGGAAAGAGAAAAAGGAUAGAGACAUG